This is a messenger RNA of Cololabis saira (Pacific saury), 3000 nucleotides long. Its product is annotated as polyunsaturated fatty acid lipoxygenase ALOX15B-like. The coding region runs from base 133 to 2112 and encodes 659 amino acids. NCBI's taxonomy places the organism in Eukaryota, Metazoa, Chordata, Actinopteri, Beloniformes, Belonidae. The record is from RefSeq and is a predicted model, not a curated record. Gene Ontology annotation, biological process: linoleic acid metabolic process; lipid oxidation. Gene Ontology annotation, molecular function: oxidoreductase activity, acting on single donors with incorporation of molecular oxygen, incorporation of two atoms of oxygen; iron ion binding; protein binding. The transcript has 15 exons.
CAGUAACAGACACUCCCACAAAGCGGUGUGUAUAUAAAGAUGAGUCAGACGUGAUCAGCUGCAUCAGUUCAGCAGCUCUUCAGGGGAACUUCUCUUCAUUUGUAGAGUAUCAUUCUAGUGUCAAGAGUGAAAAUGGUGAAAUAUGAAGGGACCGUUUUCACUGCUGAUUUGGCAGCUUCUGCGACUUUAAACAAAGUCUUCAUUAAGUUGGUGGGCACAGAUGGAGAGAGCGAACGCAAGUGGCUCAUGACGAAGACAGGUUUCACUGUGUCCUGCCCCACGUCCAUUGGGAAGCUGGUGCUGAUAGAACUAGACAAACAGCCUCUGCCGCUUUGUCCAGAAGACUCUUGGUUCCCUGCCAAAGUGGUGGUGAAAUCACCCGAGGGACACAUCUAUAACUUCCCCAUCUACCGCUGGAUCACUGACGGCGACGUGCACCGCUUCAGAGAGGGAACAGCUCUGAGAGUCUUUGACGAUGACCAUCAUCUCAGCAGGUACGCUCGGGAGCAGGAGCUCAAGCAACGACAGGAAGACUAUCGCUGGGAUGUGUACCUGGAGGGAAUACCCCACUGCAUCAAGGCAAAGAACCCUCUUUUGCUGCCUUGUGAAGUCCGUUUCUCCUUCACCAAAACCACAGAAUUUCUCUUCACUGCCUCCACAGGGUUGGCAGAACUGGGACUGAAGGGACUUACUUUUUAUAAAAGGAGGUGGAAGGAUAUUGAUGAUAUUAGCAACGUGUUUUACUGCAAAAAGACUAGUAAAUCAGAGUACGUCAAACAGCAUUGGGAGGAGGAUGCUUUCUUUGGAUACCAGUACCUGAAUGGUGUCAACCCCCUUUUGAUCAGACGUUGCACAGCCCUUCCCAGUAACUUCCCAGUCACUGACAGCAUGGACUCCCACCAUGCUCGCUGUAGCUUAAAUGAUGAAAUUAAGAAAGGCAACGUCUUCCUGCUCGACUACAAGAACAUGGACGGAGUGCAAGCAAACGUCGUCAAUGGGAAGAAGCAGUACUUGAUGGCCCCACUGGUCCUGCUCCAAAAAACCCCGGAUAACAAAAUGAUCCCAAUUGCUAUUCAGCUGAAGCAGCAACCAGGAGAAGACAACCCGAUCUUCUUUCCUACGGAUUCUAAGCACGACUGGCAGGUGGCCAAGAUUUUUGUACGAAGCGCCGAUUUCAAUGAGCAUCAGCUCAACACACAUCUGCUGCGUACGCACCUGCUGGCCGAGGUUUUUGCAGUGUCACUGCUGCGCAACGUGCCCAUGGUGCACCCUCUGUACAAGCUUCUCAUACCUCACACACGCUACACUCUGCAGAUCAACUUCUUAGCUAGAAAUCUUCUGAUAUCUAAAGUGGGAGUUUUUACUCGGUAUGCAGCCAGUGGUGGAGAAGGUAUGGUCACAAUCCUGAGGAGAUCACUGUCCUCGAUGACAUACAGCUCCCUCUGCAUACCAGAUGACAUUCCUGAGCGCGGGCUGGAGGACGUGCCGAACUUCUACUAUAGGGACGAUGGACUCAAGCUUUGGGAUAUCAUCCACAGGUUUGUGCAGGGAACCCUCGGCUACUACUACAAGAACGACAGCGAAGUCCAGCGAGACUCUGAGCUACAGAAGUGGAUUUCAGACAUUUUUGAACAUGGAUUCCUUUCUCAAGCUUGCACAGGAAUUCCACAGAAAUUCACCACCGUAGCUGAAAUGGUCAAGUUUGUUACCAUGGUGAUCUUCACCUGCUCAGCCCAGCACGCUGCUGUGAACUCUGGACAGUACGACUUUGGUGGCUGGAUGCCAAACACUCCCAUCACCCUGCAACUUCCCCCACCAACCAAAAAGGGGACAACAGACAAGCACACGAUGCUGAAAACCUUCCCAGACGUUAAAACCACAGCUCAGGGCAUGUCCACUAUGUGGCUGCUCAGCCGGCAGUCCAGUGACUUUGUGCCUAUUGGCAAGUACCCCGAGGACCACUUCUGCGAGGAGACUCCCCGUAAGGUGAUAAAGGAUUUUCAAGGCGAGCUCGAAGUGCUGAGUACAGUCAUCAAAGUCAGGAACAGGAGUCUGGAGCUGCCGUACACAUACAUGGAUCCAUUGGAGGUGGAAAACAGCGUGGCAAUUUGAACAUCAGCAGAUGGGAACUCCUCAGAAGAUGACCAAAUUCAGCUUUAUGUUAAUAAAAGGGAUCUGAGGAUGAACUAAACAUUGUGACCCUCACUGAUACUGUUUGACAGGAAAAGUCUGAUCCUUAAAAUCAUAUUUGAAUCACUUUUUUCCCUAUAGAUCAAAUAUUGCAGGACUUAUGUUACAUGAUUGUAAGUGUAAGUUACACUGAUGAUCCUUAAUUGUUGUCUUUUAUGAGCACAUAAAAAUAUAAAAAAAAUUGUUUGUCUAAAUGAUUAAUAAAGGGUGGGAGCUAAUUACUGAUUUUAGUAUUGCUACACAUUAGGGGUAUUUGUGACAGGAGGUGAAUAACAAUAAAAAGCAAAUGGCGGAAGAAAAUGAAAAGGGCAAAGUCUUUUGUACAUUUGCUUUUGUUACGAACAUUGUUGCAGUCAAUGUCAGAAAAUGCUGUGUGCAUGGCUGCACAACCAAGAAAACAAAGACACAUCAAACACAGAGUUCUACUUAAUGUAGCUUUUGUAGGUUUUGACGUUAUCAGUUAUGAGCAGAGGUGUCAAGUAACGAAGUACAAAUACUUCGUUACCUUACUUAAGUAGAAAUUUUGGUUAUCUAUACUUCACUGGAGUAAUUAUUUUUCAGACAACUUUUUACUUUUACUCCUUACAUUUUCACGCAAUUAUCUCUACUUUUUACUCCUUACAUUUUAAAAACAGCCAUGUUACUCUAUUUCAUUUCGGCCUUUAAAAAAAAAAACUAUCCAGUUAAAUUGCUCCAUCCGGAUAGAGUGAAUUUGGUUGUGGUUGUGUGGUUCUUGUCCAGUUUUUUUCUUACAUCCGUUCCCUCAGAUUCCUGCAACUAAACUUGGAUGUACAUUCCAAUAAAGGUUAG